AUGAAGAAUACUAAUCAACGGGUCAGAAGCGCAAGCAUAGCAAAGGAACCACCACCACUGAGAGAAGAAGUUGAAUGGGCUCUUAAACGUAUCCCAAGUAGCAAGUCACCUGGUAUAGACGGUAUCCUUAUUUGGAAGGCAACAGGCGAGAGUGGUAUCCAGAUGAUGUGGCAGUUGUGUAACAGGAUCUGGGUGUCUGAAGAGUGGCCUAGUGAUUGGUGCAGGGGAGUGUUUAUCUCAAUACCAAAGAGUGGAAACCUCAAGGAACGCUCAAACCACCGCACAAUAAACCUUAUUGUACACGCGAGCAAAAUUCUCCUCAAGAUCAUAGUAAACGAAAAGAAAAAAUAUGAGGACGAAAUAGGAAUGGAGCAAGCAGGAUACAAAUAG
Penaeus chinensis is the source of this 390-nucleotide messenger RNA. RefSeq lists its product as uncharacterized. Bases 1 to 390 code for a protein of 129 amino acids. The record is from RefSeq and is a predicted model, not a curated record. The transcript has a single exon. NCBI's taxonomy places the organism in Eukaryota, Metazoa, Arthropoda, Malacostraca, Decapoda, Penaeidae.